Molecule: messenger RNA, 330 nt
Organism: Rhizophagus irregularis DAOM 181602=DAOM 197198
Lineage: Eukaryota; Fungi; Glomeromycota; Glomeromycetes; Glomerales; Glomeraceae
Source: RefSeq, a predicted model, not a curated record
UGGAUGGCAAUAUUAACUAGCAAAGAAACUGAAAACAUGAGUACAGAAAAGAAAAAUUCUACAGAUUUUAAGAAUGUCCUUAUAUCUUUAAAUGAUGAUAGUAACGAUGAAGUAUCAGAGAAUGAAAAAAAUGAAAGCAGCUCUGGAUUAUCAAAAGAAGAUAAACAUGUUAAACAUCAAGCUAAACGAAUUAGAUAAUAAUCCAGAUCGUGAAUCACUUUCUCCAGGUCGACUACAAGUUGCUCCUGUAAGUACUCCUAUCGAUAGUUAUGAAGUUAAUGGCGGUCUCUAAAAACAAAGUGAUAGAGCGUUUCAAGAGGAAAAAAUGAU